AUGGGUGCGGAAGACCUCCUCGAGGAAGAUGCGCGGGCUGACUGGAUCGAGCGCGGCUUUGCGCUUAAGGACUUUAGCAUGAAGAAGAUGACCCAGAUAUGGGACGAAGAAGAGCGAGAAGAGAGAGCCCGCGAGAAGAAGAAGAAGAUCAUUGCGCACAAGCACGUGCCGAUCUCAGCCAACGUCCAGAAGGUCUUGAGCAAAGUCUCUGGCAGCGUCGCGCAGUCGUCGUCUGCGGUCUUCGAGUCGCUCGCGAGCUACGAGCCGACGAUCCUUCGCAAUCGACGCUGGCUCCGCGAGCACGUUGCGCUCAUUCACCAGAUGGACGAGGAGAGCAUGCGCUACAAGCGCCUCAAGCUCCAGAGCCAUACGCAGUACCGCAAGGCGGCCAAGGAGAUUGCUGAGAAGGAGGAAGACCGACAUGCACGCAUCGAGCACAAGGCGCCGCUGCUUCGGCGGCUCCGAGAGAUGAAGACCGCGGCCGACAAGAGGGAUCGAGCUUACGAGAACGAGCAGCUCGAAAUCAAGUGGAAAUACUGGCGAGACCUCCAGUCGCAAGAGAAGGAAGCGUACGAAAGCCAAGUUGAGACGCUAAACGCAGCGCAGGUCGCACACAAGCGGUCCAUGAACAUGCAGUAUUGGCGCGCCAAGCUGAUUCAGAGCCGAAAAAGCAGUGCCAUUGCUACGGAAGCGCUCGACGCCAAGAUGCGCGCCGAGGCCGCGGCCAACGUCAACCAUGUGCUCGAAGAAAUUGCCUUGGCCGACGGCGAGCCCGAUCGAUGGGAUAGCCUCGACAUGGAAAGGUCGGUCACGAUGAAUGGGCUCGGUGUGUUUGGCAUUCCCGUGGACCCUGGUGACUUCGAGUCACUUGAAGACGGCGGGUUCCAGCCCGAGCUUGACGAGCACACGAUCGCGUUUCCUACUGCGGGGCCAUUUGACAUGAGUCACGAAGAAGUCCGCAUUGCCCUCCAGGACGCUACUUCUAAGCUGCGCGCGGCCCAGGAAAAGCAGUGGGCGCUCGACCGCGACUACGACGUGACGCGUCAAGACCAUGCGACCAUGACCGAGAAAGAGACCGAGAUGCUCAAACUUUUGUCGCAGAUCAAGGCCGACCACGACGACCUGCUCGAAGUGCUCGCAGGCCCGCCACGCCGUGAGCCUGGCGAUCUUGAGCGCAGUCAAAUCCACGCAUGGAUGGAGCUCAAGCAGUCGUUAGAGUCGCGGCUUGAGGACGUGCGUGCGCGCAUGCGUCUCGCUACGACACAGUUGAGCCGCCUUCGGGACCAUCUGGAGGCAGUCCAGGCCGACAUUCGUGAGCAUGAAGCGCACUCGGACGCACUGCAAUCGACCGUUGAUGGCUUCGACGGAGUGGCCAACGACCUCCCGAUGGUCAUUGGUCGGUCCAUUGGGCAACUGCCGGAUACGGCGCCGAUGCUACCACAAGCGCUUCUUGCACGUAUUUCCCACCGAACGCGGUUCGAGCUAAUCAAGGCCGCGGCCGAGCCGGCGUUCCAAGUUUACGAAGAAGCCCGCGCCCUUGGCCUCGAGUCGUGGAAGAUCUCGAAGCAAAAAAUGCUGGAUGAAGGAGAGCUCGAGGCCGCGCUUCAUCGGCUCGCUACGAUCAAGGACAAACUCCUCUCGCAGCAAUCACUUAACCAGCGCGCGGAUGUUGUGAAUGCGGUCGAGAAGUUCCACGCCAAGCACCAGUCGCUUCACCGCGUGCAAAAGAUCUCUACGGGCGACCUCGAGUGGUGGAAGCAGCGCGACGAAGACAACUCGUUGGGCGUUUCGCUAUCGCCGCUUGGCGACACCAUCCUUCUUGACGCACCGCUGCGGCGGGGUAUCCUGCGCGGCGCCUGCCUUUUGCCGAGUCACAGCCUUUGGCAGCUGCACUUUAAGAUCCGAAUCCUGUCAACGGCAAGUCCCGCUUCCUUUACCCAUGAGGACAAGGUCAAGGUGAGCUUUGGCACAACAACGGCCGAGCAAACGCAGGCCGGUGUCUACAGUGUCGUGAACGACCACGGCGAGCUGCACGACUGCCACAACCUGGUGAUUGCGUUUGUGGGCACGCGACUCUGCUACAGUAUUGAGUAUUGGAAGGGACCAAGGUCUCCAGCUCAUGCGCUCGGCCUUGAGGCGGUUGGGCGCUUCACCGAAGACGUGACAGCCCAAGUCGACUUGUACUCGACCAAACACGUGCUCUCAGAGUACGUCAAGAUGCUGCGGAUCCAGAGCCACCAAGGCAACCACCGGAUCGCAGCGCUUCUCGAGGAGCUAAUUGCAGUCGAUGCGAGCCGCGAAGAGCUUUGGGACUCCAAAGUGCUUCAUGGCCACACCCAGCGCUUUCUUCGCACAAACUACGCAGCGCAGUUGCGUGCUAGCAUCCAAGCCGAGGUAUCCAAAUCGAUGGACAAGGACAUUCGCAAGCGACGAGAGGCCUACGAGCAAGCCGUGCAGUCUCAAAUCCGCCUCGAAGCAUCCAUGCUCGAGUACCGGCACAGAAAAAGCGAGUAUAUUGAGGCUGCGACUGCUGCGGCGCGCAAGCUACUCGGCUCGCCGCUUGAGAUUGUGUUGGACGAGUCCUGGUGUCGGGGCAUUAUCAUGAACAUGCGCGUCGAAUGGCGCGAAGGCGGCACAAAGCUGUCCUUUUUGCACCAAGUGCUCUUGGCGUCGGCAACGUCCUUGUGGCUCGAUCUAUCGACGGUCAAAUAUGUUCUCGUUGUGAACGAGAUGGAUGCUGUCGUUGCACAGUCGCGGGCACACGAGGUCGAAGAAGAGGUGCACUUGGCCCAGCAACGCCAAGUUGCUCUCCAAAUGGAGACGACCAAGUCGCUUUUGGAACUCGAGCGGGAGUAUUUGGUCAUCAUGAAUCAAGAGGACGCGGCAUUUGAAGACGCAAAAGGACGCGACCUCCUCCGCCGCGAGAAGGCGCUACAACAAGAGGCAACCCGUGUAUGCCACUACGACCCGCAAGUCAAAUCUCUUCUCGAGCUAGAGGCCCACCGCCUUUGUCGGCGCGUCGACGUCCACGAGUCGUUCGAUGCGACGUUGCGCCUCCUCCAGCUCAACUACGUCAAAGAGACGGUACAGUCCCGAAUGCAGUUCAUCCACAAAACGUGGAUUCGGAAAAACACGCGGCGACUCGAGAAACGCAAGCUCGAGCGACGCGCGCGCAAGAUCAAGUACGACCAGUCCAUGGCGGCCAAGCGCGAGAUCAUCGCCAACGAGGUGCCUGAGGUUGCAUUGUCAAAGACCGAAGUGUCGAGCAGCAACAAUGGUCAUUACCCUGUCAUUUUGCGCAUCCCCAACUUUGAGAAAGCCGUCGCGCCCGGCCCGGCCUGUACUCACGCGCACGUGAAAUCAUGGGGUAGUCUCUACGGCCAAGGAAUACGCUGCAAAGACUGUGGCCGAGAAGUUGCGCACUUGGAGAACGAAGGCAGCGACGGCGCCCGCGGACCCGACCCAGCGCUGGACCGAGAUGUCGAGCGGCAUCGUGAAAACGAAGCGAGCUUUCGGUUUACAUCGGCGGCACAGCUCGCGCGCGUCGAGGCCGAGCGCUUGCGACUCGAGAAGGAACGCCGAGAAAUGGAAGUGUUGGAGACGCGCGGGUAUGACACCGUGCACAGCAAAGCGAUAACGGAGCUCAACUUUCGGCAUGGGAUUGACCGCGAGAACGCCGCGCUCGUUGCGACACGCAACCGCGAGGACCGCCACGCUGCGUCAUACCGCGAUGAAAUCAGCUUUUACGCGCGAAUCAACCAGUUUCGGUAUCGUCUUGGAUUGAUUUUGAAGCUUCGGAGCGACUUGUACGAAGCGCGGUUGCUCGAGUUGGAAAUGAUCACGUCACUUCACAUGGACCGCGAAAGGACGGAUGGGACGAUCGCGAUUGUUCAAAUUGAGCAAGAGGCCGCGCGAGAGCUCUUACGGCGCCGACGGGAUGCCAUCGCACAGUACGCCGCGUCGACCGAAGACCUCAAAGCGUGUUUGAUUGAAAAGCAGCUCGCCAUCCAAGCACGCCAAGGCGUCGAAGAGGACGCUAAGUUUGCUAUGCUGCAUGCACUCGCACUCGACCGUACCAGUGCGACGAUGCGCCGACUUUUUCUGCAAGCCCAGGACGAGCGUGGGCGUGUCCGCGACGCGGUCCGUGAUGCGAAAGAAGCACGCGAUGCUGCUGUCAUAUUUCGGCGAACGCUCGCCGACCGUCUCCUUGCCCUCUUUUACCGCCAAAAAGGCACCAAGGUGCACACGAUCUAUGGGGUCGGCCACGUGCUCUACUACCGCGAUGCGGACGCCGUUGUGGCUGUCAAGCUCGAGGCGUGGAAAGCCACGGUCUUUCAGCCCCUUGAACUUUUUGUGCAUGCGGACAAGGCCAAGCAACAAGCCGAGGCUCUUCAUAUGGCGACAGCCGAGGCCGAGAUGCGUGCGUUUGUAGUCGCAGAGCGGGCGUGGAACGCGAUGGAGCUCGCCCUCAUGCGCGAGGAGGAAGCGCAGUGCCAAACGAUUGUGGCGUGGGCGAUGCUCAGUGUGGCACAGAACGCCCGCAUGGACGAAGCGCUCUCGCAGUGCGAGCUUCGUGUACAGUUCCAACUCCAAACAAAAGCCGCGAAGGUUGAAAUGGCUGCGGCCGCCUCGGCCGAGGCGACGAAAGCGCACACGAGCAAGAUCAAAAUUGUCAAAUCCGUUUGGCAGCCGAUACGCAAGCCGCCUCGCAAGCCCAUCUUUGCGCGCUCCAAGCCCGCGCUGGCUGGUGCAAAGCCGGUUGUUGCUAUUGCAAUGCCCGACGGCAACUUAGCCCCGCCGAGCAAGCCGAUCAAGCAGUCCAAGUUUGAUCAUGCGCGCCUCACGCGAGCCUGCCAGAAACGAAUAUACAUGGACAAGGUCGAGCAAGCGCUCUUGCGGUCGCGAGCAACCCUCGCGGCACAGUUUGACGCGGAGCGAGAACGCGACUUGCGAGCACAGGUGCAAACCGAGUACCUCUAUGGGUUUCUUGCCGAUCUGCUCGCGGAAAUCGCGGCUGAGACGAUCGCCGAAGGCGAAGCAAGCACGCGCGAGCUCGAGAUCACAUCCAACGUGGUCUUUUCCGUUCCGCAUCCGCACCUACAAGUGCAUAUAUAUCGCGCGCUCCUCCGACAAAUGCAGGGGCAUACGCUCCAACUGCAAGUUAUGCAGCGGUCGUGGGCGCGCCAGAUUCAGCGAUUGCGUUGCGUGCAGGCCGAAGUCGCACGUCGGAAAGCACUUUCGGCUGCCAUCGAGGCCGAGCGCAAGCGCAUCGAAUCCCUUUGCAAAGAGAUGGCCCGCGAAGAGGUCUUUUGUCGACGAUUUUACCGCGAAGAGAAGCGCUUGAUGCUGCUAGAGUCCCGCGCCAUGCAGCUCGCCGAGAACGAGAUGCGCGAGUACAUUCGCCAAGUCGAGCUGCAGAAAAUGCUUGCGCAGUUUGAUGCACUCGGUGCUGACGCCAACAAGAACAUGUCGAGCAAGGAGGCGCGGCGUCUCGAAAUCAAAAUGAACAAGCGCGAGAUCAAGCGGCUUGCGAUCGAGUGGGCCCUCAUCAAGAAAGAGGACGAGCUAGCUCUGGCGCUCCGGGAGGUAUUUUUGAAGGAGGAGCGCGACGCGCUCUAUGAGCAGCAGCAGCUCGAUUUUAUGCUCGAGCAAGCGGCGUUCCAGGACUCGGACAACGAUGACGACGAUGACGAUGCGCCCAACGUUGUAGUGGACGCACACACGCUUGUCGAGCACAGUACCGAGGUCGCGUCGGGCGCGCCCCAAACACGCGACGAGCUCAAGCAGGCCAAACGCCGGGAGAAGCGCCGCGAGGUGCAGCGUCUCGCGGCCAUGAAGAAAGCCGAGUUUGCCCAUCAGCUUAACGAAGAGUACAUGAUUGCAGCCGCCGAAACCUUCCACAGCGUUGCGACUGCCGAGCUCCGCGUCAUGGAGACAACGCAGACGCUGCAUGCCUUGCAACGCCGGUCCAUGGACCUUGUUCAAGUCGGCGCCAUGGAGGCGGACAUGCGUCGGUGCCUCCAGCUAGCACAGCAAGUCAUGGCGGGUGCGCUGCAGAAGAAGGCGUUUGCAGAAACGUGCAUUGCGCGCUGCGUUGCCGCCGAGGCGGCGCUUGAGCGCGCGAUCGUCAAGGAGAAAGCUGACAACAUUUUUAUGAUCAAAACCGUGCGCGAGACGGCCUUUAUGGACUCGGCCGUUCUCCACAAGCGCGUUCAGCGCUUCCGCACCGAGUACCUCGCCGGCCAGCUCUACACGCGGUAUUUUGAGCUGCUCGUGGAUCUUGUCCUCUACCGCACGAUGGCUGUCUCGGCCGAGCGCAAUCUCUUUCGCCUCACAGACGAGAUUGAGCGCCUCGACACGGAAAGCGCGACAAAAUCGGCGCAGGUCGCCGCGCUGUGGCGCAAACACAACCGCAGCGCCCGGCUCCGCCUCUUGCGGUCGGAGCUCGGUCGGCGCUUCUUCCGCAAGGAGCGCCAGCGCGCACUGCAGCGCGCGUUCCAAGGCUGGGUCAAGGUGUGGACGCAUGCGCUUGUUGUGCGCAACUCCUAUGAUCUACGCUACGCGCUUCUUCGCCAAGAAGGGCAACUCCGGAAGCUCGAAGUCACCGAAGCCACCGAGGUGCCAGCGCCAGACACAAAAGUGUUGCCGCGUGAGACCACGACGACGCUACGCAAGUUCCAGCACCGCUGGAUCACGUGCCGGCUCUGUAAAACACGGUAUUCGGACGCGCAGAACAAUCGGUUUGCGUGCGUAUACCACCCGGGCACGUACGAGGUCGCUUGCGUCAAGUCGUGCGGCACGCGCAAGGGCGGUCCGAUCCAGAGCAACUGCAUGCUACAUCGUGCCAAGCGCUGGCUCUGCUGCGACCAAACGAUCGAGGGCGCCUUUGGCAGCACCGGGUGCAAGCGCCGGUUCCACCUGCCGACGCGCGACGACCCGACGAUCGCAGCGACUGUCGCGGACGCCGAAGUCGUCGAGAAGAGAAAUCUCGAGGCCGUGACAUCGGAGCUCGUUGCGCUCCAACAAGCCAAUGUCUCGGGCAAAGUGUACUCGGCUUUUCGGGAUCAGCUCGGCACAAUUGAAGCCAGCUUGGUCGCUGCCCGCGCCAAGGUCGUCGAGUUCGAUGCGUUUCAUAAGCGCUAACACACGCUCGCGGGUUUUUACGCUCUGAGA
Saprolegnia parasitica CBS 223.65 is the source of this 7173-nucleotide messenger RNA. RefSeq lists its product as hypothetical. The transcript is spliced from 29 exons. The record is from RefSeq and is a predicted model, not a curated record. The coding region runs from base 1 to 7143 and encodes 2380 amino acids. NCBI's taxonomy places the organism in Eukaryota, Oomycota, Saprolegniomycetes, Saprolegniales, Saprolegniaceae.